Molecule: messenger RNA, 4545 nt
Organism: Betta splendens (Siamese fighting fish)
Lineage: Eukaryota; Metazoa; Chordata; Actinopteri; Anabantiformes; Osphronemidae
Gene: slc5a3b
Product: solute carrier family 5 member 3b
Exons: 2
Coding region: 718-2853 (711 amino acids)
Biological process (GO): transmembrane transport; inositol metabolic process; myo-inositol transport
Cellular component (GO): plasma membrane
Molecular function (GO): D-glucose:sodium symporter activity
Source: RefSeq, a predicted model, not a curated record
GGAGUGCAACCGCCGCUAUAAGGCGGAGAGGCAGCCUGGCUGGACGGGGCAGCACGGCUCAAAUGAAGCGGGGCGACACGGAGGACGGUGACGAGCCGCUGACCGCCUCUCAGCACCGACCACAGCCGCCGUGCGGACGCAGCGAGCCCGCGGGGACGCGCCUGCGGGAGCGAGCCGCGUCUUCCUCAUCCGCGACGUUUCCGCGCGUCGCGGUAGCAUCCUUAGCCCGUCUGCUAACUCCAGCAAGGUAUUUGUUCGGCGCUCGUGACUGUCCCGAUAGCGGAGCCGGUUAGUGUGUGAGGAGGUUGUCCGGCCGGUCGAGCGGCUUUCUAGGCUUUUAAGCAAGGGGCGUGAAUACGAAGCCGUGUUUCGGGCUGAUGCCUCCUGUCAGUGAACGCAGCCGAGCGUCUGUCAGCGCCGUGGUUUUGAAAAGCUGACGUUGUCCCACUGGAGCAGUGAAACGGCAGAGCUUCGUCUAAUAGUGUGAUUGUUAUUUCUCAGCUGCUAUUUACCAGAGACCUUCAACAUCCUCCUGAGUCUAGCACAACUUCUGCGCUGUUGGAUCUAGUGAAUUUGACCAGAUUUCCGGAUACAGCUGCUUCCUUCCGGAGAGCAGCCAAAGCAGAGCGUUUCCAUUAAUUCAAUUAUAGCACUGACUUAUUCGCUUUGUUGAAGGAUUCAAAAUUAUCAAGAGAUCUGAUAAAGUCAUCUGUGACAAUGGGUCCUGGAAUGGAAGCGGCGGACAUAUCUGUGGUAGCACUCUAUUUUGUCCUGGUGCUAGUCAUCGGAUUCUUAGCCAUGUGGAAAGCCAAUCGCAGCACUGUGAGUGGCUACUUCCUGGCUGGACGCUCCAUGAACUGGAUAGUGAUCGGCGCGUCCCUCUUUGUUAGUAACAUCGGCAGUGAACACUUCAUAGGCCUGGCGGGGUCCGGAGCAGCGAGUGGCUUCGCUGUGGGAGCUUGGGAAUUCAAUGCACUUCUCCUCAUGCAGCUGCUGGGCUGGGUGUUCAUCCCCGUGUAUAUCCACUCGGGAGUCUACACCAUGCCUCAGUACCUGUCAAAGCGCUACGGCGGCAACCGGCUAAAGGUUUACUUUGCCUUUUUGUCGUUGUUGCUUUACAUUUUUACUAAGCUGUCUGUGGACCUGUAUGCUGGCGCUCUUUUUAUUCACGAAUCUCUUGGGUGGAACCUUUACCUGUCCAUCCUUUUGCUCAUCAGCAUGACUGCACUGCUGACUGUCACAGGUGGGCUGGUGGCUGUGCUGUACACGGAUGCCCUUCAGGCGGUUUUGAUGAUUGGUGGAGCCCUCACCCUAACGAUCAUCAGCCUUAUUAAGGUUGGUGGGUUGGAGGGGGUCAGAACUAAGUACAUGCAGGCAAUUCCCAACGUCACUGCUAUUGUGGCCUCUGGUAACUUCACCUAUUCUCCUUCCUGUCGCAUUGAGCCUAAACCAAAUGCUCUACACAUGCUACGUGGUCCUCUGGAUGAAGACAUACCUUGGCCGGGCUUCAUUCUUGGCCAGACCCCCGCAUCUAUUUGGUACUGGUGCGCAGACCAAGUCAUCGUUCAGCGGGUACUAGCAGCAAAGAACAUCGCCCACGCGAAGUGUUCAACACUUAUGGCUGGAUUCCUCAAGAUCCUGCCCAUGUUUGUGAUAGUCAUUCCCGGAAUGAUCUCCCGCAUCCUGUUUGCGGAUGAGAUUGCUUGCAUUGGACCUGAGCACUGCAUGUCCGUGUGCGGUUCUCGGGCCGGCUGCUCAAACAUUGCCUACCCACGCCUGGUCAUGGCAGUGAUGCCUGUUGGACUCAGAGGUCUGAUGAUGGCUGUCAUGAUUGCCGCCCUGAUGAGUGACCUCGACUCGAUCUUCAACAGCGCAAGCACUAUCUUCACCCUGGACAUUUACCAAACUGUUCGGAAGAAGGCACUGCAGCGAGAGCUACUGAUCGUGGGCCGUUUGUUCGUCGUGGUCAUGGUAGUGAUCAGCAUCGCAUGGGUCCCUGUUAUUAUCGAAAUGCAAGGUGGACAGACAUACCUCUAUAUUCAGGAAGUUGCUGGGUAUCUCACGCCCCCCAUCGCUGCCCUCUUCCUUCUGGGUGUCUUCUGGAAAAGAUGCAACGAGAAAGGUGCAUUCUGGGGAGGCAUGACCGGGUUUACACUUGGCACCAUUCGACUGAUCUUGGCUUUUGUCUAUCGCCAGCCCCGCUGUGACCAGCCGGAUGACAGGCCCGCCUUCAUUAUUCAAGUCCACUACAUGUAUUUUGCUGCUGGGCUGUUCUGGAUUUCAGGGCUGGUGGCAGUGGUGGUCAGUCUCUGCACUACACCACCAGAUGAGGAGCAGGUUCGUACCACGACAGUCUGGGGGCUCCGUAACAUUAAAACAGGUCCCAGAAAGGACAAGGACGAGAUACACAAACUUACUGACCAGAGCCAUUGCAAUGGCAACAGAAGCCUCCAUAAAGAUAUGCCCCAGGAUGUCAUGAAGGAGAGGUGUCUGGAUGGGGCAGAUCUCAAACUCUUGGUUCCUUCCACGGACCAUGACCCAGCAACCCCCAGUACAGAAACCUCCCCUGCCAGCUCCCCCGCCAAACGGUUUGGUAUUGGAACGAUGGAGAUGAUGGGGGCAGAAGACGACUGCCACAUGAACGGGGAGUCGAGCAGGUGUGUGCGUUUGUUGGACUGGUUUUGUGGAUACAAGGAUGGAGAGCGGAGCGCUCAGCAAAAAGUGGUGCAGGAUGAUCCAGAAGUGAUUUCAGAGAUGCUGUACGAGUCGCCUAGAGUUAAACUCCUCCUCAACUUGGGCUUGGUAUGCAUCUGCUCUGUGGGCAUCUUCAUGUUCAUUUAUUUCACCUUGUAGCUGAAGCCAGCGCUGAACUGGUGCGGGACCUUUUUAUGAAAGUGAAUGUUGUGUUGGAGUUAAAGUAUCAGAGACAUGAGGCUCUGUCUGUAAUAUUUACAGUUGUCUUUUAGCUCUUUAACAGGGCUUAUUCUAAUCAUUAUUAUAUGAUUAUGGCUUCAAUGUGAGAAAACCCUCUUCAGAAUUUGAAGCACUGUUGUGUGUUCAUUGGUUACAGCACUUGUAAGUAAUACUUCACUUGGAAUUUUAGAAUUGUAUUCCUCUAAGUAAAUUAAUAUUUGCCUUAUUUGACAUAUAAACUGGUCUUUUUUUGGGUGAAAAUAAACCAAACCAUUUCCACUCUUGUUGACUGUGACUGCAUAUAUAGUUAUGUAUAUAUGUUUGCAUAUUUAGGGCAGUUUUGUACAAGUUUCUGCUGCUGAACGUCAUGAUGUUUUUGGUAGAACUUUGACUAAUUGAGAACUUUGUGAAUUUGCUCCAGACAGUUGUUCCUUUUUGCAGAUAGAUUGAGAGUUUUUACUUGGGAGAUGGCGUUAUCCACACCUCUUUUAUAGGUGGACAAUUAGAAAACACAACUCUUUAAAUGCUAAGUAGCAUUGUUUUCCCUGCUGGUGUUUCAUAUUACUAAUAUGUUUGGAAUUAUAUUUUUUUUGUCUACUGGAGGUUUUACACCAAACGUUUGUUGAGUAAAGCUAUUAAUUUGUAUUUUGAAAACAUGUACAGUGUCAAAAAUGAAGAGAAGCACAAUAUUAAAAGCUUAUUAAUUUUAAGAUUUUUUUUUGUAAGAGAAGAAAUAUUAAUGUUGUUUGGUACUUCUGUAUUUAAUGGGAUGAUCUAUGUUUUGUCACUGACCAAAUCCCAGUCACAGCUGUGGCUGUGUUGCUAUUUUUAAUGGUUUCUAUACUGUAUGUUUUUCUGACGUGUCCUUGUGUGGCUGCAUUCUGUCUUACUUUCAGAACCAGCAUAAAUUUAGUGAACUACUCUUAUGUCAUAACAAAAAGCUACAAGUUCCAGUGCUCAUGAUUCUUUGUGCAUUUGUUGUUUGUGUUUAUACAGUUGUGAGUCUUUUACUUAAUGUUACCAUAAUAUAGUAAAGUAUAAAUCAGGGGCAAUAUACUGUAUAUUUGUUGUGUAGCAGGCUGUUAGGCUACUGUGCCAUUUUGUUCAAUGCAUUUUUCUUUGGUUCAAGUGCAUCUUUCAUCCACCUCCUACCAAAUGUGUCUUAGUGUAAAGUAAAAAAAGUUCAGUUUUUCCUUCGGCUUGCAGUGAGCACCACAUCUGUUGACAGUUCUAUUAUUAAUCUGCGUUGCCACGUCGUACAUUUUCAGUUAGUUGCAUAUCAGCAGGGCGUGACGAUGCAAAGCGUGGCCGACACAGUGAAGGAGGCGGGUGCAGGAUUACCGACCACCAUCCUUAAAAACAGUUAUAAAGAAAAUGCUAUUUUGUUUGUGUUUAAGUUUGAAACAGUGUUCAGUGACAUCAAUUCAAAAACACCUCCGUGGCAUUUUGUGAUAUGCCAAUUCACAUCAAUGUCAUACAUAAAUGAGUCAUAUGGAGUAAAUGAUGACUGCUGUAUGGGGAAGAGCUUUAAAUGUUUUCUUUCUUACAGGAAGAAUAUAUAAAUACUUAUAUAUUGUUAUAUUUGUGGAUUUUAUUUUUAGAGACUGAAAAUAAAGUUUCUGUGGGCACAAA